Molecule: messenger RNA, 2605 nt
Organism: Ceratina calcarata
Lineage: Eukaryota; Metazoa; Arthropoda; Insecta; Hymenoptera; Apidae
Product: poly(ADP-ribose) glycohydrolase
Exons: 11
Coding region: 219-2501 (760 amino acids)
Biological process (GO): carbohydrate metabolic process; ATP generation from poly-ADP-D-ribose; nucleotide-sugar metabolic process
Cellular component (GO): cytoplasm; nucleus
Molecular function (GO): poly(ADP-ribose) glycohydrolase activity
Source: RefSeq, a predicted model, not a curated record
AUGUUUUCCUGUUGAACUCGAUACAUUGAGCAACAUGGAGCAACAUUGAGUACUGUUGCUGUUGAGUACACACAAGUACACAAGAUAUAAACGAGAAGGAAAAUCUGUAAUUAUCCAAAAAUCGUACAGAGUGCCUAUACAUAAAAGUGUAACAGCAUGUAACAGUCACUGACAAUGUUCGGUUGUCAGUGAUUGUUUGCAACAGAAGCAUCGAAGUGAUGGACAGUGAGGAAAUUAUGUCGGACCAUGGAUUGUCCUUAGAGGAAGCACCAGUCUCUCCAGAUAUGUUCAACGAUGAAAACAUGACAAGUAACCCUUUAACUUCUGACGAUUCAAGUUCCUUGUCAAUCGAUAUAAAUGAACCAGAACCUCUGAACAAUGUUCCUGAAUGGAAAGGUGUAAGUAUGGAUGAAAUAUAUAAAGGAGCAGGUGUGUACGGUUCCCAGGAGUUGCCACCUAUUUCUCCUUCCGAGUCUCACGCAGUAUUAAUAUCGUUACCAAUGCCUGUACAUGGAGUACCAAAACCAUAUCCUGCGCAUCCGGUAGACAAAUGGUCUCCAGACUAUGUACGAAUGCCAUGCUCAAAGCAUAGUAUGUAUCCAAUAGACGAGAACGGAUCUCGUCGUUGUCAAAAUAGAUGGGAAAUAAUCCAACAGGCAUUGAUCCAGAAUUUUGUUUCAACUCACCAACUAGAAGCUGCAAUACUCUCUUACAAUCAUUUGUAUGCGCAACGUUGGGACUUUAGCACGUUACAUAUUUUCUUCUCUGAGGUACUCGAUGAGGAAGAAACACGGAGUUUCUUCGAUACGUUGUUGCCAAAAAUGGUUCAACUUGCUCUGCAACUGCCUGUUUUGGUAACUGGUCCAGUGCCCCUUUUAAAGCGUCACACUAAUCGAACCAUAAGUCUUAGCCAGUUACAAAUAGCCUCAUUGCUUGCUAACGCAUUUUUCUGUACAUUUCCAAGACGUAAUUCAACUAAUCCGCAAUCUGAAUACGGAAGAUAUCCACACAUCAAUUUCCAAAAAUUGUAUUCACAAUGUAGAGGAAGAAACUCUAAUAAGCGUGGAUCGUUAAUGGAGAAGAUAAAAUGUAUUUUACAUUAUUUUAGGAGAGUAACGUGUAAAGCCCCGGAAGGUGUAGUUACAAUACAACGGCGUUAUAUUCCAAUCUCGAACUGCCCGAAAUGGGAGGAACAAGUACAAACACUUUUACCGUUACACAUUACCAGUAGAGGUACGAUAGAAAACGGGAAAGGACUCCUGCAAGUAGAUUUCGCUAACAAGUUCGUAGGUGGUGGUGUUCUCAGCCGAGGAUGCGUGCAAGAAGAAAUAAGAUUCGUGAUCUGUCCAGAAUUGCUUGUAACGAUGCUCGUUGCGGAAGAACUAGACGAUACCGAGGCGUUGAUUGUUUGCGGCGUUGAACGAUACAGCGAAUGCAAAGGGUAUAGCAAAACUUUUCAGUGGGUAGGAAAUUACGACGACGAGACGCCUCGGGACAGUAGCGGAAGGCGAUUGACGUCUGUCGUCGCGAUCGAUGCUCUCCGUUUUACGUAUCCGCAAACGCAGUUCAAUAUAAGUAAUAUACGAAGGGAACUUAACAAGGCCUAUGUCGGAUUUGUCGGUUGCGAAAGGAGUUGCAGAACAAAUCUUCCGGCUGUUGCGACUGGGAAUUGGGGCUGCGGAGCUUUUCGGGGAAAUGCUAAGCUGAAAAGUUUGUUACAAUUGAUGGCCGCGGCUGUAGCCGGUCGAUCGAUUGUAUAUUUUACUUUCGGCGAUACAAGCUUACGAGACGAUGUUGCCGAGAUGUAUAUGCAUCUUGUGAAACAUGAAAUAAGUAUAGCUACUAUUUUCCAAUCGAUGGUACAAUACCAAGAGUAUGUAUCAAAUAGAAAUGCGGAUUUUUAUCGUUUCUUGUAUAAUCGAAUUAAGAAAGAACCGCCUGCUCAAUAUUGUCAUGAGUCAAGUAUGAAAAGUUGCUCAACCAAGCCUUUUAGGAAAAAAGAUAGUCCUAAUAAUAAAGAGAAACGCUCUUACGUGAGUAAACAUCAAGAAACAGAGGAAGAAAAAAUACAAAGCUGGUUGUGUGGCGUCGAUGGAGACGCCGAUAACGAAAGGAAAACUGAGAUUCGAAACGAAGAUGCGGUAGGAGUCUCGGAAAUGGACAGUACAAGGAAAGGCAAAGAAGAAAAUUCUGAUAGCGAUAAUUUGGAGAAGAAGAAGAAACCUUCUCUGUGGGAAUUGUUAAAUGAUACCGGAGGCGCGCAAGUUAAAACGUCCCAAGAACGUCGAUCCGCUCUUGAAUUAUUUGAUACAACGCUGGACCGUGCAUCUCAUCAAGCGGAUAAUUGUAGCCAAUCGAUUAAAGAGGAGACCUGUCAAUCAAAAUCUAUGGAUAAGCAAAGUACGCACGAGUCGCUCCAAAGUUCGAACGAAAAACGUCAGUCUUCUACAAAGAAAUCUGAACAGACAAAGAUUUCGAACUUUUUCCACCGAAUAAAUUAAAUAUUUCUUUUACCCAAACACGUUUGAAGAUAAAAUUGUAGAUAGGUGCAAUUUGUAUAUAUUGCAAUAAUGAGAAGGAAUAAAGAAGUGAUUAAUUUUGCAAA